UCGCACUAGCAUGCACAACUUCACAAAUACCACCUCACGAUCAUAGGACUUGCAAACAAAAUUCGUGAAUAAGGAUAGACAGAUUGCCAGGAAGCGUUCCGCCUUGUCCCACGAUGUCGGACAGCCCAGUGGCAGCAUCCGCGUCCGCGCCCUCGCCCGUUAAGUCGAGUCUCAGCGACCUGCGACAGUUUCGCAUCAACAAAAGCGCCUCUGUCGCCCCGUGUCCUGCGAAAACUGAACGUGUGCCCGGCAAGAAGCGCAUCCAGGUGAUGGCCGAUAGUGACAGCGACGGAAAUGACUCGCAGACGCCGAAGAAGACCAAGCUGGAGCUGACCGUCAAGGAGAAGGAGGAGCGAUACAUGGCGGCCGCGAAGAUCUCGCCGCAGUUUGACACAAUGGCUAUUCAAGAGUCACUUUCCCGCACCAAUUGGGAUGUGGCCGCAUCUGUGCGUUACCUACGGGAGAACUGCAAGCCCAAAAGCCAGAAUGGGCCGCUGGUCAAGCCAAAGCUGAAGCCCAGCUCAAAUGGGACUAGCGGAACCUCACAAGGCCACUUCUCGGAUAACGACCACUCGGACGACGAGGAUGUGAAGCACUCCAAGGAUCAGGUGUACGACAGCGAUGACAGUGACACUGAAAUGUCCACCAAGAUGACUGGACAACGCAAAAAGGUGUUCCAGUUCAUGAACGAGGCUUCCCUCAUUGAGCUGCAGUCAGUUAAGACGCUGUCCGAAAAGAAAGCAUUGGCCAUCUUGGAAGUGAGACCUUUUAGUGAUUGGGCCGGGCUGCGCAAAAAGCUGGAGAGCAUCAGGAUGUCGGGUGAUCUUCUGAACUAUGCCCAAGAGUUGAUCAACAAGCAGAAUACGGUAGCCACCAUUCUGAGCAAGUGUAACAACAUGGUAUCACGCCUGGAGAAGGCGAUCUCCAAUGGUGCGGGAAUUGUAGAGCAGCCUAAGAUUCUUAGUACCGGCUUCAUGUUGGCUGACUACCAGAUCAUUGGUCUUAACUGGCUCACGGUGAUGCAUAAACAGGAAAUGAAUGGCAUUUUAGCGGACGAAAUGGGUCUUGGCAAGACAAUUCAGGUGAUUGCAUUUCUGGCUUACCUUAAGGAGAAUGGUCUUAGCCAGGCGGCCCACUUGAUUGUGGUUCCUUCGUCCACGCUGGAUAACUGGGAGGCGGAGAUCAGCCGCUGGUGCCCCAAACUGGUGGUGGAAAAGUAUCACGGCUCGCAGGACGAACGGCGUAGAAUGCGGGGGCGCUUUGCUAAGGAUGGCUUCACUGGCUUCGAUGUUCUUUUAACUACCUACCACAUUGUUGGAUCUACGCCCGAGGAGAGAAAAAUGUUUCGGGUUUGCAAGUUGGACUACGUCAUCUUCGAUGAAGCACACAUGUUGAAGAACAUGACCACGCAACGCUAUGCCAAUCUUAUAACCAUCAAUGCCAGGAUGCGCAUCCUACUCACCGGAACUCCGCUGCAGAACAAUCUGCUAGAGCUCAUCUCUCUGUUGUGCUUUGUGAUGCCCAAGUUCUUUGCUAAGAGCAUCGAGGACAUCAAAUCGUUGUUCGUCAAGAAGGGAAAAUCGGAUGGCGACCAGGAGGAGGUGUCACAAUUCCAGGAAACACAGAUCCAGAGAGCCAAGCGCAUUAUGAAGCCGUUUGUACUCAGGCGCCUUAAAAAAGAUGUCCUUAAAAACCUGCCCAAGAAGCUAAGUCUGGUGGAAAAAGUAUCCAUGAGCACUCAACAAAAGCACUACUAUCACGAAUUGGUCGAGUAUUAUUCAAACAACAAAGGCGAGGUCUGCAGCAGCAGCGAACGGGCCGGCAUAGCGAUCAUGAUGGAAAUGCGCCGCAUUGCCAACCAUCCACUGCUGAUGCGUCACUAUUUCACCGACCAGAAUCUGCGUGGAUUCUCAAAGCGGCUGGCAAGUGCCAGUUCCUACAAGAAGACCAACGAGCAAUACAUCUUUGAGGAGCUGGCUGUCAUGUCAGACUUUCAGGUGUAUCAGCUAUGCAACAAGCAUGAGUUCUACGACGUGAAGAUACCCGACAAUUUGAUCUGCGAUUCCGGGAAAUUCGAGUACCUGGAUGCGCUGCUUCCGAAGUUGAAGGAGGAGGGCCACCGUGUGCUGCUCUUUAGCCAGUUCACCAUGAUGCUGGACAUUGUGGAGGAGUAUCUGCGGAUACGAAAGUUCGGUUUCUGCCGCCUGGACGGAGCGACCGCCGUAAAUGUGCGCCAGGACUUGAUCACCGACUUCAAUGGGGACGACAGCAUCUUCGUGUUCCUGCUCUCCACCAAAGCCGGGGGCGUUGGCAUCAACCUGACGGCUGCCGACACCUGCAUCAUUCACGAUAUCGACUUCAAUCCGUACAACGAUAAGCAGGCCGAGGAUCGGUGUCACCGCAUGGGACAACAGCGUCCGGUGACCAUUUACCGACUCAUAUCCGAGAGUACCAUCGAGGAGGGCAUCCUGAUGGCCGCCGAAGAGAAGCUAAAGCUAGAAAAGGACAUAACGUCUAACGAGAAGGGCGAGGUGCAUGAGCAGCGCUGUGUGGUCAAGCUGCUGACCACUGCCCUUGGAUUGGACAAGGAUCAGGAGGAGCAGCUAAACAACUCACUGAACAACUCCAUAGCCUCGCCCGCCAAGUAGGCAUCCUCGUUUCCGUCGUUCUCGUCCUUGUCCCCACCUCCGUAUUUAUUCUCGCCAGCAUUGGUUCAACAAAGCCUAAGCCUCCAACCGCUUUCUAAUUGUGUUAAAAUCUUUUAAAUUAAUCUUACCGAUCAAUAUUGUAUUUAUACCUCCUAUAUUUUAUUUAAACUUGUGUGCAAGGAUCGUGAGAUGUGGCGGGAGGUAAGCCGAAAGUGGAUCAUAAAUUGAGUUAGUAGUUUGUCAACGAUAAGGCGACAAUUGUUUUUCACUAGUAUCAAAAACAUUUCCACGAUAAACCAAGGCAGACAAGUUUAUAUUCUUGUUUAAUUGAUUUGUCAUCUUGCAUAGUUUUCCUUUCUGUAAGAUUUUAUGUAUCGAAUUGAAACUCUUGUUAUAAGGAUAAAGAACAUUUGUGUACGAA
Molecule: messenger RNA, 3069 nt
Organism: Drosophila rhopaloa
Lineage: Eukaryota; Metazoa; Arthropoda; Insecta; Diptera; Drosophilidae
Gene: Etl1
Product: SWI/SNF-related matrix-associated actin-dependent regulator of chromatin subfamily A containing DEAD/H box 1 homolog
Exons: 8
Coding region: 114-2648 (844 amino acids)
Cellular component (GO): nucleus
Molecular function (GO): ATP-dependent chromatin remodeler activity; DNA binding; chromatin binding
Source: RefSeq, a predicted model, not a curated record